AUGUCAGACUCAGCGUCGUUUAUGCCCCACGGUUCUUCUCCGCUGACUGCUUCAUUUACCUGCAAUACAUGCGGAAUUAGGUUCCCUACCGCCGAACUCCAGAGGCAACAUAUGAAAACUGAAUGGCACAGAUACAACUUGAAGAGAAGGGUUGCUCAACUUCCAGCGAUUUCAUCUGACACCUUUGCUGACUUAGUCCUCUCAAGACAGACGUUGGAGCAGGACAAAUUUGCAGAUGAAGAUGAAUAUGGAUUUGCCAUCAACAACAGAAAGACGAAAUCUGGAAUGAGGCAAUUGACAAAGAAAGAUUUAAAGAGACAACAAAAGAGAGGUAGACCUCUGGGUAUUUCUGCUGAUUUUGGUGAAAGAGAUCCAUCGUUAGCGCCAUCUGUAGAGUCAGUUCAUUCGGAAUUUUCAGAAUUCUCCAUUGGUGAAGACCAGCAUUCGAUCGAGAGGAAGUCAACAGUUUAUUCUGAAGAUGAAACUUCAUCGGAGUACAAUUUCACUGACAAGCUGCAUACCGACUUAGAAUUCAGUGACGAAGAAAGUGAUGAGGAAAGUGAUAUUUCCGAUUCCGAAUCCUACGAUGAACUUAAGGAGGAGGUCACCGCAACAACAUGCUUUUACUGUGGCCUGAAGCAUACAGAAAGAGAAGAAAACAUCAGGCACAUGUACCAAAAGCACGGUUUGUAUAUACCCGAGAGGUCAUAUUUGGUUGACCCUGAUGGGCUUUUGGUAUUUUUAGGAGGGGUCAUCAUGGAGGACCACGAGUGCUUGAGUUGCGGAUUCUUGGGAAAGAACUUGGAGAGUAUUAGACAGCAUAUGAGAUCUAAGGGACAUUGUAAGGUUCCUUAUGAGACUAAGGAAGAGAAGGCCAUGCUCAGCGAGUUUUACAAUUUCAAUAUUGAACAAAGUAGCCCCAAGUCUGGCAAUGGCAAGAAAAAGGCCGUUGCUUUCGAUGAAGGGUUUGAAAUCAUAGAGGGUGCCGAAACCACAGAGGAUGGAUCUGGAGAAGAGGACUCUGAGGGGUCUGAGGAGUAUGGAGAUGGCAACUACUCAAUAGUCCAAAUCGAUCCAAGUGGUGUGGAGCUCACAUUACCUACCGGAUCGAAGAUCGGGCACAGAUCUAUGACCAGGUACUACCGCCAGAACUUAGCAUUGCCAAGAGACCUCAAUGAGUCCGAGAAGACAGUGUCGAUCUCAGACAGGAGAUUUGCACCUGGAUUAACACUGACUGAAAUUACGAAGCAGGAGAAGUUUACCAGGAGAGUUGAACAGAGAUCAAAGAACCAUUUCUACAGGAAGGAUAAGAAGAGUCAAAUUAACUUCCAACCACACUUUAGAGACGAGAUGUUGGGACCAAUGUAG
Dujonia railenensis is the source of this 1368-nucleotide messenger RNA. NCBI's taxonomy places the organism in Eukaryota, Fungi, Ascomycota, Pichiomycetes, Serinales, Debaryomycetaceae. The record is from the annotation of a GenBank genome assembly.